ACUUUCGUCACUAUUUGUUUUGUUGCUACUUGUUUGCAAAUCUCAAAUAUUCGGAUUUGUUUUUGAAACUUAAAAAAGAAAUGGGUGAAGAAACUAUUAACUCCACGCAAAACAAAACCAGGACGAAAACCACGCGCCCCAAAGCAGUGUACCUGUGGACAGUCAGCGAUGUGUUGAAGUGGUAUCGACGACACUGCGGGGAAUACACCCAAUACGAGCAGCUUUUUGCCCAGCACGAUAUAACCGGAAGGGCUCUACUCCGGAUCACAGACUCCUCACUGCAAAGGAUGGGCGUUACGGACAACCGGGAUCGGGAAGCCAUUUGGCGGGAGAUCGUUAAACAGCGACUUAAGACGGACAUAAUGGAAAUCCGGGAUAUGGAGAGGCUCAAUAUUUACUAGAUACACAGUAUACUUACAAUCUUUGCUUUACAAAUGGAAUAUUUAAAUAUUAAUAUGUGGUUAUUAUGUAAACCUUCUUUUUAAGAUGCUUAGACGCCAUAUAUGGUUUUAGAUUAGGCAAACAAGUAUGUUAUUGAUCAAAUAUAGAAAAAAUUACUUUUCUGACCCGUA
Messenger RNA from Drosophila santomea, 572 nucleotides. RefSeq names its product protein aveugle (gene ave). Gene Ontology annotation, molecular function: protein binding. Gene Ontology annotation, biological process: cell surface receptor protein tyrosine kinase signaling pathway. The record is from RefSeq and is a predicted model, not a curated record. The transcript is spliced from 2 exons. Gene Ontology annotation, cellular component: cytoplasmic side of plasma membrane. Bases 81 to 401 code for a protein of 106 amino acids. Lineage: Eukaryota; Metazoa; Arthropoda; Insecta; Diptera; Drosophilidae.